AUGAUUUUCCCCAGCAUCAUCUUGCUACUGUCGAUCCACCAUGUGCUUGCACAGUACAUGAGCGAUGAUCUCAUGUCCUUUGUGACACUGCCAGAUAUCAGGGCAUUGAAGUUCGACGUGCGCCACCAUAAUCGGGACCGCCUGAGUCCUGGGUAUUGGUUUGUUGCCCCGUAUCUGCAUAUUGGCCCCGAUAAGCCGGCGAGCAUAUACGAGCAAUAUCAGAUCGGGCCGUAUAUCUAUGAUGGGGAGGGACGACUGAUCUGGGCCGGCUCGCCUCUGUUCGACAACCGCAACGUCUUCGAUUUUCGAGUCGUGAACAGCCUCGGGGAUCAGCCACAUCUAUCUCUCGUCUUGCAACAUUCAUGGGAUUUGAAAGAUUCCGGGAGCGGAGUAAUUCUAUCCAAUGAUUAUGAAGUCAAACGCAAGCUACCAUUAAGAAGUGACCUGGGCGCAUUCGAUAUCCACGAGUUCAAGGUCCGCGACGACGGAAAGACGGCUCUCGUUACACUCUACCCCACGCAUGAAAUUACCCUGGAGGAUUUCGGCCGCCCCGAAAAUAAAACAGCGCUGUUAAGUGGCGGAUUCGCAGAACUCGACUUGUCUACGGCACAGGUCAUUCACGAAUGGGAUUCCUUCAACCAUAUCCCCCUCCCGGAGACUGUGCACUACGGAGUGAACUCACCGGUCGAGGGGCCUCCGGGCUGGGAUUACGUGCACAUCAACUCCGUUGACAAGAACGACGAGGGCGACUAUAUGAUCUCGACCCGGUUCACCAACACCAUAUAUCUGAUUUCGGGUAAGGACGGACAUAUCGUCUGGCGGCUGGGCGGGCGAAAGAGUGAUUUUGUACAGGAUUUCAAGUUCUCCAAGCAGCACGAUGCCAAAUUCAUUGAGUCCAACGGCACCCGCCAUGUUAUUUCGUUCUUGAAUAAUGCCUCGGACGAGGAGUUCAGCGAAGAGACCGUCUCAGCGGCUAUGAUUGUCGAGCUCGACACCGGUGUCACGCCCAUGACAGCACGGGUGAUCCGACGCUACAAUCGUCCAGACAACGGCUUGUCCAGGCUUCGGGGCAAUACUCAACUCCUGCCCAACGACAACGUCUUCGUGUGCUGGAGCCAGGGCGGGUAUAUCUCUGAGUUCUCACCAGAAGGCAAGCACCUCUUCAGCGCGCGAUUCACUUUGCCACGCUUCUCCACGUACCGGGCCUACAAGUUCGAAUUCACCGGCCGCCCGCGAGCCCCGCCAGACAUAGUGGCUUCAGUAACCGGCACUGACGCGUCGAAUCUAGUCACGACGUUCUGGAUCAGUUGGAACGGCGCGACAGACGUGGCCUGGUGGCACAUCUACGCCCAAGCAUCGGAAUUCGACAACCCCGUGCUAAUCGGCAAAACACCCAGAACGGAUUUCGAGAUCAUGUACAUCGCCAGCGGGUAUCUGGACUGGGUGUCCGCGGAGGCAGUUGACAGCAGGGGGCAUAUCUUGGGCACCUCGAAAGUCCACCGCAGCAAAUACCCCGACUGGAAGUCGGUCGGGUACAACAAGGGACAGUCUGGGUGGCCGACGCCGCAGAACCCUGCGACACUCUACCCGGUCACUUCCACUUGGAAUGGAAGUGCCACUGACAAGGACAAUGUCUCCCACGGCCCUCUUGUGCCGUCCCCGGCAGCGGCGGAGGCUCAGUCGCUCAAGGCUAUCCAGGUCUUGUCGAGUACAUCGCAUGCUGUCCGCGGCAUUGGUGGAUUUUUUGCUUUUGCUUUGUUGGUGUGUCUGGUUUCUGGCCUUGUGGUGGGGUUUAUGGUGAUGCGUGGGUGGCGUGUCCAGCUCUAUCAGCGUCCGUCGAUGGAGUGUCUUCCCGAGGAACAGGCUCGGCUUCGGUUUGACCCGCUUGGGUGA
Molecule: messenger RNA, 1893 nt
Organism: Penicillium alfredii
Lineage: Eukaryota; Fungi; Ascomycota; Eurotiomycetes; Eurotiales; Aspergillaceae
Exons: 3
Coding region: 1-1893 (630 amino acids)
Source: RefSeq, a predicted model, not a curated record